Molecule: messenger RNA, 3017 nt
Organism: Hippopotamus amphibius kiboko
Lineage: Eukaryota; Metazoa; Chordata; Mammalia; Artiodactyla; Hippopotamidae
Gene: PISD
Product: phosphatidylserine decarboxylase
Exons: 7
Coding region: 1254-2669 (471 amino acids)
Biological process (GO): phosphatidylethanolamine biosynthetic process
Cellular component (GO): mitochondrion
Molecular function (GO): phosphatidylserine decarboxylase activity
Source: RefSeq, a predicted model, not a curated record
UCUUUUUGGUAACUCAUGAUGUCCUUCCUGGAAAAGCUCUGGGUUUGGGGUCAAAGAGCCUAUUCAUCCGGGCUGCCUGGGCCUGGUAUUGGGCCUCGGAGGGGAGGGCAGUUGCCACCGGGCGUCUGUGAAGAGCUGGAUUGGCGGGAGCAGCACUGACCGCGGCUGGAAGGCCGCCACCUGUGCCCAGAGCGUUGCACUGUCUGCGUUUGUGUGGCAGCUGUGAUUUCAGGCAUACUGUCAUUUUUGUCCCUGUCAGUCAAAAGAAGGGGAACAGACCUUCGUAAUUGCUUCUUCCUGAGAGGAGGGGAAGGUGUGUAGCGUCUGUAAGCCCAGGUGUCACCGGGUGACACGGAUGGCAGGUGUGUGGAGGGGGAGUGCACAGGGGAGCCCAUUGCCCCCAGCCCCCGGGGUUUCUUCCACGCUGGGUGGCACCUGGCAGCAGACUCCCCUCGGUCUCUGGUGCUUCCACGGUGUCCUUUCUGCCUUCACUGGGCCUGGGGACAGAGGUGCAGGCAGUGGGAAGCUGGCCUGGGGGAAAGGGGGCCCUUUGGGGAAGAAGCAGUCCACGCGUCCCUCCUCCUGCAAACCAGGGAGCUGACUCUGCAGAGAUGGGGCCUGAGGCUGCAGAGCAGGCCGUGGUCGGAGGGCUGCUGCAUGGACCAAAGGGAGGGUUUAGCUCAGCCGGGUGAAGGGUGGCAUGGCGCCUCAGGGCAGGAGAGGCGCCCUGUGCCAAAUUGGUCUUGCGUGUUUCUCCCCAGUAGUAGAAUUUACAGGUUUUUCUGUGGCUUAAAGCAAAAUCUUCCAGUUUUUUUUGUUUGUUUGUUUGUUUUACUGUGAAUACUUUUGAACUGAGUAAAAAACUUGAGAGAAGAGUUACCCCCACACAGCGCUUGAUUGACCAGCUGUUGAUGUUUAGUCGUAUCCGCUUGUCUGUGUGCGUGUGUAUGGACUCUCCUCUGAGCCACGGAGCGUACACGGCAGACGUUAUGAACCUUCACCUCUAAACACUGCAGUCCGCAUCUGAGCAUAAUAACACGGUUCGCUGUCGUCUUGCCUGGCUGUGGGGUGUUCAGGGAGCAGCCCUGCAUCAGCACCGCUUCCUUGUUUCUGGCUUCAGUUUAGUAUUUUUUAAAAUGUGAGGUGCGACGUUCCAGUUCUGAAAAGGAGUAAAGGCACAUCAGCGUGUCAGGUCGCCCACGUGGCCCACCCUCUACCCUUGUCGACUGGCAUCUCCUUCACUCCUGGAGUCCAUGACCCUGGACAGUGUGGAACAUGUUUUGCAUGUUUUUAAACUUCCUAUAAUUGUUAUAGCUUUAUUGUUCCCCUCUGUGAACAGGCUGCUGUUAAAUGAAAAUGAUGUAGGCAUUAAAUACAUACCUGGUCCCAUGCUGGAGGGGGUGGGGAGAUUCAGUAAGUACUGUUUUACCUCUUACCUAAUAGUUGUUGAAAAAACAAUUCUGGAUGUUAAAAUGGGCAUGCAGUCAAGUUGGCGGGAAGUAGACCCUCCUGCCUCCCCAGCUCUGUCCUCAGAGAGUUCUGGGCUCAUUCCAGGGCAGGAAGACCUCUCAAGGCCCCAGGGCCCUCCUCCAUGGUUGCACUUCCCCCAGCUGGCUCUGAGGCGGAGGCUGGGACAGCUGAGCUGCAUGUCCAAACCCGCCCUGAAACUGCGCUCCUGGCCCCUGACGGUCCUCUACUACCUCCUGCCCCUCGGCGCCCUCAGGCCGCUCAGCCGGGUGGGAUGGAGGCCUGUGAGCAGGGUGGCCCUCUACAAGUCGGUGCCGACACGCUUGCUGUCGCGGGCCUGGGGCCGCCUCAACCAAGUGGAGCUGCCACACUGGCUGCGCAGGCCCGUCUACAGCCUGUACAUCUGGACGUUUGGGGUGAACAUGAAGGAGGCCGCCGUGGAGGACCUACAUCAUUACCGCAACCUCAGCGAGUUCUUCCGGCGCAAGCUGAAGCCACAGGCCCGGCCUGUGUGUGGCCUGCACAGCGUGAUCAGCCCAUCAGAUGGGAAGAUCCUCAGCUUUGGGCAGGUGAAGAACUGCGAGGUAGAGCAGGUGAAGGGGGUCACCUACUCGCUGGAGUCGUUCCUGGGCCCUCGUACCCCCGCGGAGGACCUGCCCUUCCCACCAGCCACCUCCUGCGGCUCCUUCAGGAGCCAGCUGGUCACCCGAGAAGGGAACGAGCUCUACCACUGUGUCAUCUACUUGGCCCCGGGGGACUAUCACUGCUUCCACUCCCCCACUGACUGGACUGUCUCCCACCGGCGCCAUUUCCCGGGCUCCCUGAUGUCGGUGAACCCUGGCAUGGCCCGCUGGAUCAAAGAGCUUUUCUGCCACAAUGAGCGUGUGGUCCUGACUGGGGACUGGAAACAUGGCUUCUUCUCACUGACAGCUGUGGGGGCCACCAACGUGGGCUCCAUCCGCAUCUACUUCGACCGGGACCUGCACACAAACAGCCCCCGGUACAGCAAGGGUUCCUACAAUGACUUCAGCUUUGUGACGCACACCAACAAGGAGGGCAUCGCCAUGCGCAAGGGCGAGCACCUGGGGGAGUUCAACCUGGGCUCCACCAUCGUGCUCAUCUUCGAGGCCCCCAAGGACUUCAACUUCAAGCUGAAAGCGGGACAGAAAAUCCGAUUCGGGGAAGCUCUGGGCUCCCUGUAGAGCUUCUUUCGUGGCUGCGGCUGCUGAGGGACCUUUUCCAGAGAAACGUGAGGGUCUUUUCAAGGGGAACCUCUGAGGCUGUCUAGGGAGGGGGCUGUCAGGUCUGACCAGGCAGGACCUGGGAGACUUCUGUCCCUGCCGUCCGGGGUGCAGACAGGGUUGUCAGAGCCCCUGUCAUCCCCUUUCCCACCCGAAGAGAAAGUACAGGCCAAGACGAUUGAUUCCCUCUUGGAGAUUUUUUAAUGUGUUGUAUAAACUGGAGACCCUGCACCUCCUGGCCGAGCGUUCAGUUGGUCUGAUUUCCGUUCUAAGAUGGUAAGUGGUAGUUAAGGUACCUUCUCGCUGCUC